AUGGAGCUGACCGUGUGCAGCCUGGCUGGGGAGUCGCUGUGUGUGGUCGAGAUGGAAGGCAUCCAGAAGCUCUCCGAGCUGAAGGACGUGAUCGAGCGUCGAGCGAAGAUCCCUUCGCGCUUGCAGAAGCUCUUGCUUGCGGGUCAGAUCUUGAAAAAUACCGAGAACCUCCAGGAGGUACUUGCCGAAACUCCAGUCGGGGAGAUUACCCUCAUCCGCACGGACAAGUGGAUCGAAGAGGUGGAACAGGAUUGGCGGCGCCUGCGGAAAGCCUCAGAUGCUGUGCGGAAUGACCGGGAGCUGGUGUUGGCUGCGAUCAAUGCUAGCGAGGGACAAGCCAUCAAGUACGCAGGCGAUGAGGCUCGGUCCGAUGCCGAGAUCAUUUCCGCCGCCAUGGACUUCGACAGUGCCCUGUGCCGCUACGCCACCGGGCGGCUGCACACGGACCGAAGCUUCCUUCUGAAAGCGCUGCGGGCAGCCAGCACUCGAGGACUUGGGAGGAAGUUCCACUCCUACUUCCGCUGGUACGACUCGGGGUUGGCUUGGGAUCGGGAAUUCAUGAGCCUGAUUCUGCAGGAGGAUGGUGCUUGGCUCCGCUUCGCGCCGUUGGAACUGCAGAACGACCCGCAGCUGGUGCGAAUCGCGAUCGAGAGCUAUCCGGGUGCGUGGCGCUCCCUCGCCGAUCGCUCCGCACUGCGGGGUGACCGGGAGUUUGCGGCCUGGGCGGUGCAGAGAGACUUGCUGAACCUGAAUUAUGUCUCAGAGGAGCUCCGUGCCGAUCGCGUCUUCGUGCUCGCAGCCUUGGCGGCGGCGCCCGUCCUCGCCACGAGUGGCUCGUUGCUGGCGAACUUGUCGAAGGAGCUGCGAGCGGAUGGGGAGGUGGUCGCUGCUGCGCUGUGGCACCAGCAGGCGUGGAACGUUCAGAAUGAGCUCCAGUACGUCAUCGGCGCUGCAAGACAUCACCCGGAGGUCCGCCAGCUCCUGAAUGCCCACGGCCUCACCGCGUGGCCCGUCGCACGCCCGCCGGGGCGAAGCGGCGGGCGACAGAGGUCGCCCUGCGGAGCACGGAAGAAGCAGGUGGAGCAGGGCCCCGAACGACCAUCGCUGCACUUCUCCAACGAACUUCGAGAGAUCCUCGAGCACGUGGACACGUCGAAGCAAACGCUUGACUUUUGGCUUCAACUGGUGGAGAGAGAUCCUUUGGUGCUAGGCGUGGUUGAAGAGCAGCAACAGGAGAAAGGCCUAGUGCUUGCGGCAGUGAAGAAGUGCGGUAUGGCCUUGGCCUUUGCCAAGAAGGAACUGUCAGAAGAUCUGGACAUUGUCAGGGCCGCCUUGAAGAACACGCAGUUGGCGUAUGACUUCAUACCAGAGGCGCUUCGCUCGCAGAAGGAGGUUGCUUUGAUGGCCUUGGAGUUCUGCCAUAAGCCGCUGCCCAAGGAGCUCCUCUCACAGAAGGACCACGGCUGCCGUGCCCAGCCGCCGUUCGACGUUUUAAUGAAGCGUGCGGCCAAGGAGCGAGAACGAGAGGAAGCGAGACGGAAAGCCAAAGAAGCCCGAGAGGGGAAUGAUGGAUACAUGGAACAAGAUGGAGAAGCAGAGGAGCGGAAGAAGCUGAAAUGCCAAGAUCCUGAGGUGGUGGCCGCCUUCGAUUACGCCAGCGUGCUCCCGCUUUUGCCCGAGCCAUUUCUGGCCGGCCGGCUACCAGCACCACUGACGAGCACCUAUGUGAAGAUGCACUUGGGCAACAUCCUUCCUCAGGUGUUGGGCAACAUCACGCAGUGGACCACUGACAUCAGAGAAGCUGCAGCGAGGCUCCUUCAGGUGGUGCUGGUCAUCGCCAAUCGCCACAUCGCGCCCUUCCUGGAUGCGGUUCUGGUGCACCUCUACAAGGCUCAGGCGGACGAUGACCAAAAAGUGUCGAUCAUCUCGCGCUCCUGUGCCUCGAUGGUGGGCGUGUUCCUGGACUCAGAGAUGGUCUUGGAGGUGGUGGGGAAGCACUUGGGCCUCAAGCAUGAAGGAGGGCAAAGGAAGGGUACCUCCUUUGAUGAACUCUGGCCGCAAGACAAACACGGGCGCCAGACUACACGCACUGUGCAGGACGUGUUGUCGGGUGUGAAGAAUUUCGCCGCAACCACUGCGGAGUCCAGGCGUCAAGUCUUCAUCGUGCUGGCGCGCUUGCUUCAUCCGACGUCGGGCAGCUCGGGCAGCUUCCGGCGGCCCUUGACGGCCUCGGAGGUGAAGUUGGCGCUGCGCUUCUUGGAGGAGGGCGUGCGGAGCGAGCUCUUGCCGGCCGUCCUGGCUGCCACUGAAGCGCUCUUGAACGCAGGCCAAGACGCUUGCAUCGAUGAGUGGCCCAGGGUCUUCGAUCUGCUUCUACGCAUGAAGAGCGGAGAGGAGUGCAACGCGAAGACCGUGGACGCCAACAUCGAACACCUCGCGCAACUCUUGGGUCGGUCGCAGCUGCAGCUCUAUGAGCAGCACUUGAGGAGCCGCUUGGGCGAUUUGCUACAGGGUGCAGAUGCGGUUCUUUGGGAGGACACCAGUCCCAACCGCCACAUCCUGGAGACCUUGCUGCGGAAUUCCGGUGCUGCUGUCGCUGAGCAUGUGGGCAGUUUGAUGCCAGUGCUGGCGCGUCAAGCAAGCUCAGAGGAUGCUAGCGCCUCGGCGCGGGUGGACUUGCUGGGCCUGGUGCACUUCCUGGUGAACGAGGAGGAUGAGGGCUUGGCCGAAGCGAUUCGCGCCAACUCUUUAGCGCUGCUGGAUGGUGUCUUGUUGCCCAACUGUUCCUGGAGGCCUGGCCAGUCCAAUGGAAAGAUCCGCCGCGGUGGGAUGGUCUGUGUCCAUUCGCUCCUGCGACGACACCUGGUGCCGCCCGCGGUGCUGAACGAGGUCUUCGUGGAUUUGAUGCCCAUCCUGAAGAGCUGUUUGGAUGAUAGCUGGUCGCCGGAUAACCGGAUGAUCGCCUGCUUGGUGCUCUCCUGUACCUUGGGCGACCUGCAGGCGGAGAUCAACGGCGAACAGUUGCGCGAGGUCUACCCAGAGCUGCUGAAACGACUGGAUGACUCCAACGACAAGAUCCGCGUGGCCGUGUGCGAGGCCUUGGACGUCUUCUUCAAGUGCCUACCGCACAACUGGAGCCGGACCCUCUUCGAGUACAUCCUCCGCAACCUCUUUGUGCAUUUGGAUGAUCCGAAUCCCGAGAUUCAGCAGGGCAUCUAUACCGUCCUUCAAUCAGCAGUGCACCAGGACUACCAGACCUUCCUAAAGGAAGCACAGAGCGCCGCAGCAAAGAGCUCCCAUCCACGGCUGUGCGAAGAAUUGGUUCGCUUGGCCGAAAGCCUCCAAAAAGCUUCGGGGGAGGUGUCCCCUGAAAAUCGACUUGCAGAGUAUGAGCUGUGA
Durusdinium trenchii is the source of this 3399-nucleotide messenger RNA. NCBI's taxonomy places the organism in Eukaryota, Dinophyceae, Suessiales, Symbiodiniaceae. The record is from the annotation of a GenBank genome assembly.